AUGCAGCAUCACCGUCAGGAAGCCCCGCAGCCAGUUGCAACCCAGAUCGCGCUCCAGAUGUGGGUGAGCGUCGUUUCUUGCGCACGCGUCAACCACUCCCCUGACUCCGACACUCGUCUUCGUGUUGGCAGAGCUUCAAACUCUUCUAGCCACUGGUCAAGUAUCAUUAUUCCUCCUAUCGCCUACGGCGCUUCCGCUUCGCCGACCCGAGCCCUUCUCCGACACGCGGACUCGUGCAAUCUGGCACGAAAACCAACAGCCAUCUCCACGGUCGUGACGCCAUUGACGACCAGUACUCGGCACUACAUGCGCAAGUUUGGCAUGCCUGAUUUGGCGAAGAUCAACAGCACAGCCAAACACUCAGCAACAUACUCAGCAAACCCUCCGAUAGCAAUGCCUUCUCGAACCUCAAUAGAGUAUCUUUUGACGCCCACUGCGGCCACGCCGACACUUGAUAGCGAGACGGAGGCUAUGCAAGAAGAUAUCGUCGGACCACAUACCCCGCCCGCUGCUGCUAUGUCACCAUCAAUAGAUUUCCAGCGCCAAUCAGCAGACAUAGAAUCGUAUUCUGACACCAGAGGCCAUGCCACGUCGGCGUGCUCAUUAUUAUCGCCUGCAAAGCUGACAUCCUCCGGGCAACCGACCCUCGACGACAUCAUCUCAGUAUAUACACAGCAGUCUCCAGCCGUCACCUCCUUGAGUAUGGCCCUCCAGGAACAGAUGUUCAGCGGUUACUACAACGCGGGCUCCGGUGGCCUUUUGGCCCAGAUGUGUCCUAUCUGUUUGCAUAUUACGUUCAUGAAUCCUUGUUUUCUACGGUCCAUAUGUGGUCAACAAUACUUCGAGGUCCCUAGCGCAGCAGUCUACGAUUCGGCCUUUCUUCACGCGUCUCACGAUUGCUACUUUGGAUGGUAUGCUGGAUGCGGAACCUGUGUGUCCGAGCCAGUAGAGCAUCGAAUACCGAGCGGCUCUUAUACGGACAGCUCACAUUUUCAAACCGGGCUCGCUGAUGAAUACUUGUCAAACGCGGCUGACUCUUCUCCCGCUAUCUAUGAUGGGCCGCUCUCCCCAUCGUUUUAUGAUCUUGAUGGCCAGCCCAUCUCGCAACAGGGCUUUGCUCUUGGUAACGUCGACGACGGAGGUGUUUUUGGGGAGAACGUUAGACCUACUCCUCUUCCAGUAUCGGUCUUUCCUGAGCAGGUAACCACGUGGAAAGAUUGA
Messenger RNA from Colletotrichum abscissum, 1221 nucleotides. RefSeq lists its product as uncharacterized. The transcript is spliced from 3 exons. Bases 1 to 1221 code for a protein of 406 amino acids. The record is from RefSeq and is a predicted model, not a curated record. Lineage: Eukaryota; Fungi; Ascomycota; Sordariomycetes; Glomerellales; Glomerellaceae.